UAAACGUCCAGUCGACAGAUAUCAAUGUACAAUUAGUAAUGCGGGGUUGCAGGUCUUACAUGUUGUUAAAAUGCUCACUUGUUGAACAUAAUUCUUUGCAGAAAGAACCGUUUUCGGAAAUUAUCGUAUUUAUGAUAUUUCGGGACUAUUCACGUCCAUUAGCUGUUUGCGCGCUUGCGCACGGUGGAACUAGGAUCUUAACGCAAAAGGAAUCUGUCCGAUUCCACGAGCGCGCGACCGCGCGUUCCUCUUUUCAACCGCAGAUCAUGCUUGUUACCGUGUUUAGUCAGUCGCUGCACUCCACACCUUAGAUAGACUAUUAGUUUUCCGAUAUGUCCCUUGAGAUGACAAAAGCGAAUGGAAUUUAUUCAAGUUCUACGUUUUGAUGAUGUUUUCAUGUUCUCCAUGUGCAGUCAGAGACUACUGGUUCUUUAUGGAAGUAAUGGCUUAGUGUUUCACAAGUAAUAUUUGCGGACGUUUUUUCACUCUUGAUUAUACUGUGCGUGGGUAUCACUGUUCCACCAAACUGAAUUAGGACUAUGAUUCCAAGGACUGGAAUGUCUCCCGCGUAUUUGCUUCCCACGAAAACGUCUAAUUGCGCUUUAGUUAGAAGCUCAACGAUAUUGUCUCGUGUGUUUUUCACUUGACCAACAUCCGUCCAUGGACGAAAUCAGAACUGAAGAAAACUGACCACACAGAUAAAGAGGAAUGAUUUGCCCCUUUGAAAAAUUAUUGACAAUCGUAUGUGCGUGUUUCAUAGAAACCAGUGUCAGAUGUGUAUGUGCUAAGGAGCAAGACUUCAGAACUCCAGGAAGAGGCUCCUCCCAGACAAUGUCUCCUUCUGAUUUCUUGGACAAACUAAUGGGCAGGACAUCAGGCUAUGAUGCACGGAUAAGGCCAAAUUUCAAAGGUCCUCCUGUAAACGUUACUUGCAAUAUUUUUAUCAACAGCUUUGGCUCAGUCACAGAGACAACUAUGGACUACAGGGUAAACAUCUUUCUGCGGCAGAAGUGGAACGAUCCGCGUCUGGCGUACAGCGAGUACCCAGAUGACUCGCUGGACCUGGACCCCUCCAUGUUGGACUCUAUUUGGAAGCCCGACCUCUUCUUUGCCAACGAGAAGGGAGCCAACUUCCAUGAUGUCACCACAGACAACAAGCUGCUCAGGAUCUUUAAGGAUGGGAACGUGCUGUACAGCAUCAGGCUGACACUCAUUCUGUCCUGUCCCAUGGAUCUAAAGAACUUCCCCAUGGAUGUGCAGACCUGUACCAUGCAGUUGGAGAGCUUCGGCUACACAAUGAACGAUCUCAUCUUCAAGUGGCUUGACAAGGGUCCAGUGCAGGUGUCCGAAGGAUUGACCCUUCCUCAGUUUAUCAUGAGAGAUGAAAAGGAUUUGGGCUACUGUACCAAACACUACAACACAGGUAAGUUCACCUGCAUCGAGGUGAAGUUCCACCUGGAGAGGCAGAUGGGAUACUACCUGAUCCAGAUGUACAUCCCCAGCCUGCUCAUCGUCAUCCUGUCCUGGGUGUCCUUCUGGAUCAACAUGGACGCCGCGCCCGCCAGAGUGGCCCUGGGCAUCACCACGGUGCUCACCAUGACGACCCAGAGCUCCGGCUCCCGAGCCUCGCUGCCGAAGGUGUCCUAUGUGAAGGCUAUUGACAUCUGGAUGGCCGUGUGUCUUCUGUUUGUGUUUGCUGCUCUACUGGAAUACGCUGGAGUUAAUUUUGUCUCCAGGCAACAGAAGGAGUUCCUCCGGUUGAGACGAAGACAAAAACGACAAGAGAAGGAUGAACACAUGAGGGAAGGGCGUUUAAAUUUACCGGCCUACGAAAUGAGCCCAUGCCUCCCGGUCAAGGACGGGACCGCGGGCAAGGCCGCUACGCUGAACGCCACGCCCGACACACCGCCGCCCCUCAGAGAAAACGACGCCCCGAAGAGGAAGUACGUGGACAGGGCGAAGAGGAUCGACACCAUAUCCAGGGCGGUCUUUCCCUUGGCUUUCCUCAUCUUCAACGUCUUCUACUGGAUUACCUAUAAGAUCAUCUGGCACGAAGACAUCCACAAAGACUGAACGCCUUGUCCGGUGGGACUUCGCCAAAAGCCAUAUAAGGACAAAAAUAUGUAGAGUACACCUUAAUCUUCCUCACGUCCCUCGUGAAUAAAAUAUAAUGUCCAAUUCAGAAUCCCUGGGGAUAGGAGAUGCUAAUAAAGCGUGAUGUGUUCCAAGGAAAUGUGUUCUUCAUAAACAAAUAGACAGAUGUUAAAUUUAGGAAUAAAAGAAAAAUAUGUGUAAAAUUGUUGUGAUUAUGUGUAAAAUAAAUUGUGUAUUUGUUACUUUUAA
Molecule: messenger RNA, 2343 nt
Organism: Anguilla rostrata (American eel)
Lineage: Eukaryota; Metazoa; Chordata; Actinopteri; Anguilliformes; Anguillidae
Product: glycine receptor subunit alpha-2-like
Exons: 9
Coding region: 709-2073 (454 amino acids)
Biological process (GO): signal transduction; regulation of membrane potential; chloride transmembrane transport
Cellular component (GO): plasma membrane; neuron projection; synapse
Molecular function (GO): glycine binding; transmitter-gated monoatomic ion channel activity involved in regulation of postsynaptic membrane potential; transmembrane signaling receptor activity
Source: RefSeq, a predicted model, not a curated record